AUGUCUGAUUCAGUAGUUAAUAUCGAAGACUACAUCUGUAGUGUUUGUCGUGAAAUUUUUGAUCAUCCCGUAUCCUUACCAUGCUCACAUACAUUUUGUCAUAAAUGUUGUUUUAUGUUGAAAAAAACGACAGCAAAUCAUCAACAAUAUCAUUGUGCAAUUUGUCGUGAAGUUGCUUCGUCAUUCCAUCGUAAUCGCGAUUUAGAUCAAAAACUUUCAACAUUAAAAGCACCAUGUCAGUAUUGUUCAAAAUUGUUGAUACUCAAAGAGUUACGAAAACAUACUGAAACAUGUAUAUCACAGAGUGCUGCAAAACCACCAUCGAGACCAAUAAUUCUAACUAAAACUUUAUCUGAAAGUCAACAAAAAGCACUUGAACUAGCUCAAGCUGGAGCGAAUCGUUCAACGUUUACAUGUCCAUUUUGUCAAAAAUCGAAUUUAACAUGCACGCAUCUUCGACAUCAUAUUAAAAAACAUCAUAAACAAGAAGAUCAACAACGAGUCUGUCCUAUUUGUAGUAGUAUGCCGUGGGGUGACAAAACGAUGGUGUCAUCCAAUGUUUAUCAACAUAUAAAACGUCGACAUCAGUUCGACUAUGAUACAUUCGUCAAUUAUGCACAAAACGAACAACAAAUGAUAAACGAUGCUAUUCAAGCAUCUCUAAAAGAAUCUUCUUGA
Molecule: messenger RNA, 678 nt
Organism: Didymodactylos carnosus
Lineage: Eukaryota; Metazoa; Rotifera; Eurotatoria; Philodinida; Philodinidae
Source: the annotation of a GenBank genome assembly